AUGCCUCCCAAGAUCGAUCCAUCAGAGAAAGUCGAAGUUUUCCUCCGUGUUGCUGGAGGUGAGACUGGUGCUAUGUCCACCCUUGCCCCAAAGAUGGGUCCCCUCGGUAUCUCCCCAAAGAAGGUUGGUGAUGAUAUCGCCAAGGCUACUCUGCCAUGGAAGGGUAUGAAGGUCCAGGUCAAGCUGACCAUCCAGAACCGUGUUGCCGUCGCUGAGGUCCUCCCAACCGCCUCUGCCCUGGUCAUCAAGGCCCUCAAGGAGCCACCCAGAGACAGAAAGAAGGAGAAGAACAUCAAGCAUCACGGCAAUGUUCCCUUCGAGGAGAUCGUCAAGAUCGCCAAGACCAUGAGACCAAAGUCCAUGUCCAUCGACUUCAAGGGCACCGUCCUUGAGAUCCUCGGCACUGCCAACUCCAUCGGUUGCAAGGUCAACGGAAAGAGCCCAAGAGAGAUCCAGCAGCAGAUCCAAGAUGGUACCCUUGCUGUUUCUGAAUAA
This is a messenger RNA of Acytostelium subglobosum LB1, 495 nucleotides long. RefSeq lists its product as hypothetical. Lineage: Eukaryota; Evosea; Eumycetozoa; Acytosteliales; Acytosteliaceae. The record is from RefSeq and is a predicted model, not a curated record. Gene Ontology annotation, biological process: translation. Gene Ontology annotation, molecular function: large ribosomal subunit rRNA binding; structural constituent of ribosome. Gene Ontology annotation, cellular component: ribosome; cytosolic large ribosomal subunit. The transcript is spliced from 2 exons. The coding region runs from base 1 to 495 and encodes 164 amino acids.